AGGCUGAUUCCUUUUGACAUUUCAGAUAAAAGGACACGCGAACGUAGGCAAAGUAUCGCCAGCGUUCGCUUUCUUUUAUCUGGUAUUAGGUCAAUUUAAUAGCCUAAUGUGCACGUUGUGUUACGUAGAGAAGUAUACUACAACUGUCUUCCAUUUACCAUUUAGUUGUGUGAACGUAACAUACGAUGAGUAGAGCUAUGUCCCGAAAUAAGCAGCAUGAGGAGACGGAUAAACUCACUCGUAUUGCUAUAGUAAACGCGGACCGUUGCAAGCCUAAGAGAUGCAGGCAAGAAUGCAAGAAAAGCUGUCCCGUUGUGCGGAUGGGCAAGCUCUGCAUUGAGGUGACGCCCAAUAAUAAGAUCGCCACCAUCUCUGAGGAACUCUGCAUCGGUUGUGGUAUUUGUGUCAAGAAAUGCCCUUUUGAUGCAAUUACGAUUAUCAACAUCCCGUCGAACUUGGAGAAGCACACUACUCAUCGCUACUCCAAGAACUCAUUCAAGUUGCAUCGCCUACCCAUACCACGCCCUGGUGAGGUGCUUGGUUUGGUCGGCCAAAACGGUAUCGGCAAGUCAACUGCCCUGAAGAUUCUUGCUGGAAAGCAGAAGCCCAACUUGGGACGUUAUGCUGAUCCCCCAGACUGGCAAGAGAUUCUGUCUCACUUCCGCGGGUCGGAACUGCAGAACUACUUUACUAAGAUCCUUGAAGAUGAUUUGAAGGCUUUGAUUAAGCCUCAAUAUGUGGAUCAAAUCCCUAAAGCUGUCAAAGGAACUGUCGGACAGCUCCUAGACAAGAAAGACGAGAUGAAAAACCAGACUGAAAUAUGUAAAAUGCUUGAUCUAUCUCACAUCCGAGACCGUGAGAUUGCAGCGUUGUCUGGUGGAGAGCUCCAGCGAUUCGCUUGCGCCAUGGUGUGCAUCCAGAAUGGAGACAUCUUCAUGUUUGAUGAACCAUCUUCUUAUCUUGAUGUCAAGCAACGUCUGAAUGCUGCUGUUACAAUCCGUUCACUUAUUCAUCCUGAUAAGUUCAUCAUUGUCGUGGAACACGACUUGUCUGUGCUGGACUACUUGUCGGACUUCAUUUGCUGCUUGUAUGGAGUACCCGGUGCUUACGGUGUUGUUACUAUGCCUUUCUCUGUCCGAGAAGGUAUCAAUAUUUUCCUUGAUGGAUUUGUCCCCACUGAAAACAUGAGAUUCAGAACUGAAUCUUUGGUAUUCAAGGUAGCGGAAUCGGCAACUGAAGAAGAGAUUAAACGUAUGAACCACUAUGAAUACCCUGAGAUGACAAAGAAAAUGGGCGAUUUCUUUCUGCGUGUCAUGCCUGGUGAAUUCUCAGAUUCUGAAAUUCUGGUACUCCUCGGAGAGAACGGUACUGGAAAAACUACAUUCAUUAGAAUGUUGGCUGGAAAUUUGGAACCUGAUGAAGGUUCCGGCCAGCUGCCACAGCUGCACAUUAGUUAUAAGCCACAGAAGAUAUCUCCCAAGUCGCAGGGGCUUGUGCGCCACCUGCUGCAUGAAAAAAUUAGAGAUGCUUACAUACAUCCACAGUUUAUCACAGAUGUAAUGAAGCCAAUGAAAAUUGAGGAAAUCAUGGACCAAGAAGUCCAGAACCUCUCCGGUGGUGAGUUGCAGCGUGUGGCUCUGGUGCUCUGCCUCGGGAAGCCGGCUGACGUGUACCUCGUCGACGAGCCGUCAGCCUACCUGGACUCCGAGCAACGUCUGGUUGCUGCUAAGGUUAUUAAGAGGUUCAUCCUCCACGCAAAACGCACAGGCUUCGUAGUGGAGCACGACUUCAUAAUGGCGACGUACCUCGCUGACCGCGUCAUCGUGUUCGAGGGAACACCCUCGUCUAACGCGACCGCGCACGCGCCGCAAUCGCUUCUCAACGGAAUGAACAAGUUCUUGGAACUCCUCGGGAUCACCUUCCGGAGAGAUCCGAACAACUUCAGACCGAGGAUCAACAAACAUGCUUCUGUUAAGGAUAUCGAGCAGAAACGGGCAGGCCAAUACUUCUUCCUGGAAGAUUAGAAAACGCGAAACCAAUGUAUUUAUGUAUAUGGGAGCUAUUGUAUCUGUCACAAUACCGAUGGUCUGCCAUCCUGUGUAUUUCCAAUUAAAUGUAUUAAUGUAAUAAAUCACGUUUUAUACAAUCAGUCUGCUGUCAUUUCACUAGACAUCUAGUGGAAGUCAGAUUACCCCAUACAUUAUAAUAU
Molecule: messenger RNA, 2209 nt
Organism: Ostrinia furnacalis (Asian corn borer)
Lineage: Eukaryota; Metazoa; Arthropoda; Insecta; Lepidoptera; Crambidae
Gene: pix
Product: ATP-binding cassette sub-family E member 1 pix
Exons: 12
Coding region: 186-2024 (612 amino acids)
Molecular function (GO): ATP hydrolysis activity; ATP binding
Source: RefSeq, a predicted model, not a curated record